UACUCAGUAAAAAAAAUAGUAAAGUCAAAAUUAACUUGCAUACAACAAAUAGCAAGCAAUUACGUGUCACGCAGAUCUGAAUUACAGUUUUCAUAUUUCCAUAUAUAUUAUAUAUAUUCAUAUAAAAGUAAUACGUCAUAUAAAUAAAAAGAUGACUUACGUGUCAGGAGAUGGUCAAGUUCUCCAAAGCAAACCCUGGGGUAUCAGUAGUAUUUUUGGAUUCUUUGGAGGAAUUAUUUAUGGCAUCGCUAUGUUCUUCCAAACCCUGGUUAAUCCAUCAGCGACCAGGUAUGGAAACGGAUACACCCGAAGUUACCGUCCAGGUUCUGGACCACCACGUCCGCCAACGUCGAAAAAAAUCCACGGAUUGAAUUUGAAACCAACUUCAAAUGUUCCCGGCGGGUGUACGAGCUGUCAAGGAUAAAAUAAAAAAAAUACCCAUUAAUUUACAUUCCAGGCGAUGAGGAGCAGGAGCCAGUGGAUGUAAAUAAAAAUAAUUAACAAUUACUACAAUUAUAUAUAACUUUAUUAUUAAAAAUUAAAAUAUCAAAAUUCAUGUUACAAAUUUAUUGGUUUAAACAUAUGGUAUUUGUAUUUACACGAGCUAUUGAUCAUUCAAUAAUAUAAUAAUUUAUGAUAUCCAGUACACGA
Molecule: messenger RNA, 651 nt
Organism: Microplitis mediator
Lineage: Eukaryota; Metazoa; Arthropoda; Insecta; Hymenoptera; Braconidae
Product: selenoprotein K-like
Exons: 4
Coding region: 152-424 (90 amino acids)
Source: RefSeq, a predicted model, not a curated record